Messenger RNA from Tinamus guttatus (white-throated tinamou), 149 nucleotides. The record is from RefSeq and is a predicted model, not a curated record. Lineage: Eukaryota; Metazoa; Chordata; Aves; Tinamiformes; Tinamidae.
UGGCGGGGCAACGAGCUGCAGAGGUGCAUCCGCAAGAAGCGCAUGGUGGGAGACCGCAUGUUCUUAGAUGACUUACACAAGCUCAACAAGAGGAUCCGGUACCUGUACAGGCGCUUCAACCGCACUGGCAAGCACCGCUAGGAGCAGCC